Purpureocillium takamizusanense is the source of this 1515-nucleotide messenger RNA. RefSeq names its product tRNA (cytidine(32)/guanosine(34)-2'-O)-methyltransferase (gene TRM7). Lineage: Eukaryota; Fungi; Ascomycota; Sordariomycetes; Hypocreales; Ophiocordycipitaceae. The coding region runs from base 199 to 1515 and encodes 438 amino acids. The transcript is spliced from 2 exons. Gene Ontology annotation, cellular component: cytoplasm. Gene Ontology annotation, molecular function: tRNA methyltransferase activity. Gene Ontology annotation, biological process: cytoplasmic translation; tRNA methylation. The record is from RefSeq and is a predicted model, not a curated record.
GCAUUGUCUCUGUGCCGUGGCCGCCGCCAGCCCGACCGACUGACUGACUGACCUUUCAGACGUCUACUUUCGUAGAUACGCACACGUCACGGUCCGUCCAAACCGACCCAGACGACAACGACGACCGACGGCCGGCAGGACGCCGGGAGGGAUACGACACGGCACGAUCACGGCACGACAACGCACACACACACCGCCAUGGGCAAGUCGUCCAAGGACAAGCGCGACGCCUACUACCGGCUCGCCAAGGAGCAGGGCUGGCGGGCGCGCAGCGCGUUUAAGCUGCUGCAGCUCGACGAGGAAUUCGACCUCUUCUCCGGCGUCACGCGCGUCGUGGACCUGUGCGCCGCGCCGGGCAGCUGGUCGCAGGUGCUGUCGCGGGUGCUCAUCCAGGGCGACCGGUUCGGGCGCGCGGCGUGGCGGGAUCGCGACGCGGAGCUGCGCCGGCGGAUGCUCGCCGUCUUUCCUGAUGACGCUGCCGCCGCCAAAAACGAUACAGAUGCGGAUCCCACGACGACGAGACCCGACGAGACCCCCGCCCAGACGCAGCAGCAGCAGCAGCAGCAGUCGCGCCGCCGCCCCGAGGUCAAGAUUGUAGCCAUUGACCUGCAGCCCAUCUCGCCGCUCGCCGGCAUCACGACCCUCCGCGCCGACAUCACGCACCCGGCGACGGUGCCGCUGCUCCUGCGCGCCCUCGACCCGAGCCCCGCCGACGGAGGGAGCCACAGCAAUCACACAUACAACGACGGCAGUGACGGCAGCCAUGAUGGCGACGAUGCGCACGGCAAAGCGUCGCACCCCGUGGACCUGGUCAUCAGCGACGGCGCGCCCGACGUGACGGGCCUGCACGACCUCGACAUCUACGUGCAGUCGCAGCUGCUCUUCGCGGCGCUCAACCUCGCGCUGUGCGUGCUCAGGCCCGGGGGCAAGUUCGUGGCCAAGAUCUUCCGCGGCCGCAACGUCGACGUGCUCUACGCGCAGCUCAAGGUCUUCUUCGACCGGGUCGUCGUCGCCAAGCCCCGCAGCAGCCGCGCCAGCAGCGUCGAGGCCUUCAUCGUGUGCCUCGACUUCCGCCCGCCCGCCGGGUUCCGCGCCAGCCUCGAGGAGCCCCUCGGCGUGGGCCGCCGCCUCGACGCCAUGGCCAGGGCGCGGGAGAUGCAGCUCCCCGUCGUGGCCGGGGCCGUCAUGCAGGAUCCGGCGAGGGGCACCUGGCAGGAUGACGUUGCCGCCACGAGUGUGGGUGCCGCUGCAUGUGCAGACGGCGUGGUUGAGAUGGAAGCCUACGACGACACGGACAACCAUGACGACGACAAAACCCCAAAGGGCAGCUCGAGGAGCACAAGAUGGAUUGCGCCGUUUAUUGCUUGCGGCGAUCUAUCGGCGUUUGACUCGGACGCCUCGUACCAACUCCCCGAGGACUACGUCUCGUUGGACCCCGUCCAGCCUCCCAUCGCUCCGCCGUACAAACGCGCCGUGGAAAUGAGGGCGGCGCAAUCCAAGGCAGCGUCGAGGUGA